Messenger RNA from Cajanus cajan (pigeon pea), 741 nucleotides. RefSeq names its product putative ribonuclease H protein At1g65750. The record is from RefSeq and is a predicted model, not a curated record. Lineage: Eukaryota; Viridiplantae; Streptophyta; Magnoliopsida; Fabales; Fabaceae.
AUGUAUGAGGGUGGUUCAAAGUGGCGGUGGAGUUGGAGGCGCCCACUUUUUGCAUGGGAAGAGGAAAAGUUGGUUGAGUUGGCUAAUAGGUUGGCCUCGGUAGUUUUGACAGAGGCUCACCCAGAUGAAUGGCGUUGGUUAGCCGAAAGGUCAGGGAAAUAUUCGGUGGCAUCUGCUUAUAAGAUUUUAGCAAAGUCAAACCAUGUUCAAGUGGACACUUUUUAUGAUACGAUAUGGGCCAAAGGUAUCCCUCCUAAGGUUCAAGUUUUAGUGUGGCAGUUGGAAGCGGACAGGUUACCUACCCGGGAUAACCUCCUUUUGAGAGGGGUUAAUCUAGAAGGACAAAAUGGUUGUGUUUUUUGCGAAGAAGGCUCGGAGUCCAGCAAGCAUUUGUUCCUCUUGUGCCCAAAGGCUUAUGCUGUUUGGGUCAGAUUAUACGCUUGGUGGGGAGUGUCAGGGGUGCUUAUCAACGAACUUAGGAGUUUUUGUCAUCAAUAUAUGGGAUUGGUGAGUGGCAGUAAGGGUAUUAAGCGAGUUUGGUCCUUUGUUUGGUUUGCAGGUAUAUGGCAGUUAUGGAAGGCUCGAAAUGAGAACAUUUUCAAAGACAAACUCUUUAAGGUGGAAGAGAUCGUGUUCAUGGCACAGUUGAGAUCGUGGGAAUGGUGUACGGCUGCUAGAAUGGUGUCUUCUUCUUUUCCAGAAUGGUUGAUGAACCCAUUGUCCUGUGCAAGUGUCCCUUAA